Messenger RNA from Bufo bufo (common toad), 4913 nucleotides. RefSeq names its product RNA polymerase III subunit A (gene POLR3A). Bases 80 to 4252 code for a protein of 1390 amino acids. The transcript has 31 exons. Gene Ontology annotation, biological process: DNA-templated transcription. NCBI's taxonomy places the organism in Eukaryota, Metazoa, Chordata, Amphibia, Anura, Bufonidae. Gene Ontology annotation, molecular function: DNA binding; DNA-directed RNA polymerase activity. The record is from RefSeq and is a predicted model, not a curated record.
AGUUAUAUAUGCAGCAUGCAGCGCUGAGUGCCGGUGCACGGUUACGGUUCACGCGUGGCGGAUAGCUCAGAGCGGCGCAAUGAAGGACCAGUUUAGAGAAACCGAUGUGGCCAAGAAGAUAAGCCACAUCUGCUUUGGGGUGAAGUCUGCAGAGCAGAUGAGGCAGCAGGCACACAUCCAAGUGGUAAGCAAGAGUCUGUACAGCCAAGACAACAACCAUUCUCCUCUUCCUUUUGGGGUCCUGGACCAUCGUAUGGGUACUAGUGAGAAAGAUCGCCCCUGCCAGACUUGCGGGAAGAACUUGGCUGACUGUCUAGGUCAUUAUGGAUACCUAGAUCUUGAAUUACCUUGCUUUCAUGUAGGGUAUUUCAAGGCUGUGAUUGGCAUUUUACAGAUGAUCUGCAAGACCUGCUCACAUAUCAUGCUGAGCACAGAAGAGAAGAAACUGUUUUUGGAUCACUUAAAGAGGCCCGGCCUUACAUACCUGCAAAAGAGAGGACUUAAGAAAAAAAUCUCUGAGAAGUGCCGCAAAAAGACAACUUGUUUGUACUGUGGGUCCUUCAAUGGCCCAGUAAAGAAGUGCGGUUUGCUCAAAAUCAUUCAUGAAAAGUACAAGACUACUAAAAAGGUGGUAGACCCCAUGGUGUCUCACUUUUUACAGUCUUUUGAGAACGCUAUAGAGCACAACAAGGAAGUGGAGGCUCUCUUAGGGCGGGCACAAGAAAAUCUGAAUCCAUUAGUGGUGCAGAAUAUUCUGAAACGGAUCCCAGCUGAAGACAUUCCCUUAUUACUUAUGAAUCCAGAAGCUGCGAAGCCAUGUGAUCUUAUCCUCACCAGGCUGCUUGUUCCUCCACUCUGUAUCCGUCCUUCCGUAGUGAGUGACCUUAAAUCUGGCACUAAUGAAGAUGACCUCACUAUGAAGUUGACAGAAAUUAUAUUCUUAAACGAUGUAAUCAAGAAGCAUAGAAUCUCAGGAGCCAAAACUCAGAUGAUUAUUGAGGACUGGGAUUUCCUUCAGUUGCAGUGUGCACUAUACAUAAAUAGUGAACUCUCUGGGAUUCCUUUAAAUAUGGCCCCGAAAAAAUGGACGCGUGGCUUUGUUCAAAGGCUAAAGGGCAAGCAAGGUCGGUUCAGAGGGAAUCUCUCUGGUAAAAGAGUAGAUUUCUCUGGCCGCACAGUUAUCUCUCCUGAUCCAAAUCUCCGUAUUGAUGAAGUUGCUGUUCCUGUGCAUGUGGCCAAAAUACUUACUUUUCCUGAAAAGGUCAACAAAGCAAAUAUCCAUUUUAUGAGAAAGCUAGUGCAGAAUGGGCCAGAUGCACAUCCAGGGGCAAACUUCAUCCAGCAGAGACAUACCCAAAUGAAAAGAUUUCUUAAGUAUGGUAACCGUGAAAAGAUAGCUCAAGAACUCCGAUAUGGAGACACGGUGGAGCGGCACCUCAUAGAUGGAGACAUUGUUCUUUUCAACAGACAGCCGUCCCUGCACAAACUCAGCAUCAUGGCUCACAUAGCUAAGGUUAAACCGCAUAGAACUUUUCGCUUCAAUGAAUGUGUCUGCACACCAUACAAUGCUGAUUUUGAUGGGGAUGAAAUGAACCUUCAUCUCCCCCAGACAGAGGAGGCCAAGGCUGAAGCCUAUGUGUUGAUGGGGACUAAAGCUAACUUGGUCACACCACGUAAUGGAGAGCCACUGAUUGCUGCUAUUCAGGACUUUCUUACCGCUGCCUAUCUCCUGACUCUCAAGGACACAUUUUUUGAUCGUUCCAAAGCUUGUCAAAUCAUUGCAUCUAUUUUGGUUGGUAAAGAUGAAAAGAUUAAAGUCCGCCUGCCUCAUCCAGCAAUCUUAAAGCCAGUAACUCUGUGGACUGGAAAGCAGAUCUUCAGCAUUAUCCUUCAACCAAGUGUGGACAAUCCUGUCCGUGCCAACUUGCGUACCAAGGGCAAACAGUACUGUGGGAAAGGAGAGGAUCUGUGCCAUAAUGAUUCUUAUGUUACAAUUCAGAACAGUGACCUGAUGAGUGGUACCAUGGACAAGGGAACUUUGGGUUCUGGCUCGAAGAAUAACAUUUUCUAUAUCCUUCUGAGAGACUGGGGGCAAGUUGAGGCUGCUGAUUCUAUGUCACGCCUGGCAAGACUGGCACCGGUAUACUUGUCAAACAGAGGUUUCUCCAUUGGCAUUGGAGAUGUUACUCCAGGACAAGGUCUACUGAAGGCCAAACAGGAUCUUUUAGAUGCUGGGUACAAGAAAUGUGAUGAGUACAUUGAAGCUUUAAACACUGGAAAGCUGCAACAGCAACCUGGGUGUAGUGCAGAGGAGACAUUGGAGGCCUUGAUCUUGCGUGAGCUGUCAGUGAUCAGAGACCACGCUGGCAGUGCCUGUCUAAGAGAACUGGACAAGAGCAACAGCCCCCUCAUCAUGGCUUUGUGUGGCUCCAAAGGUUCAUUUAUUAACAUCUCCCAGAUGAUUGCCUGUGUGGGUCAGCAGGCUAUCAGUGGGUUUCGUGUUCCUGAUGGCUUUGAGAACCGAUCCCUUCCUCAUUUUGAAAAACAUUCAAAGCUACCAGCAGCCAAGGGAUUUGUGGCGAACAGCUUUUAUUCUGGACUGACUCCAACAGAAUUCUUCUUCCACACCAUGGCUGGACGUGAAGGUCUGGUAGACACAGCUGUUAAAACAGCAGAGACUGGUUAUAUGCAGAGACGUCUUGUAAAAUCUCUUGAAGACCUCUGCUCUCAGUAUGACUUGACAGUCCGCAGCUCCACUGGUGAUAUUAUUCAGUUUAUAUAUGGAGGAGAUGGGUUGGAUCCUGCAGCUAUGGAAGGAAAGGAUGAACCUCUUGAAUUCAAAAGAGUCUUAGACAAUGUAAAGGCAGUGUUUCCCUGCUCAGAUGAACCAGCCUUAAGUAAAAAUGAACUUGUUCUGACAACAGAGUCCAUACUGAAGAAACCUGAGUUUUUAUCCUGUCAAGAUUCUUAUUUGCAGGAAAUUAGGAAGUUUGUGAAGGCAGUUUCAGAACGCAUCAAGAAAACCAGAGAUAAAUAUGGCAUAAAUGACAAUGGCACUACAGAGCCACGUGUUUUGUACCAACUGGACAGGAUUACACCAUCUCAGCUGGAAAAAUUUUUGGAGACUUGUCGUGAUAAGUACAUGAGAGCUCAAAUGGAACCAGGUUCUGCAGUAGGAGCCUUGUGUGCCCAAAGUAUUGGGGAACCAGGAACACAGAUGACUCUAAAGACUUUUCAUUUUGCUGGCGUUGCCUCCAUGAACAUCACCUUGGGUGUGCCUCGUAUCAAGGAAAUCAUUAAUGCUUCAAAGAACAUCAGUACUCCAAUCAUAACUGCCCACCUGGAUCGAGAUGAUGACUCUGACUUUGCCCGUCUGGUAAAAGGCAGAAUCGAGAAGACCUUGCUAGGCGAGAUAUCUGAGUACAUAGAAGAGGUAUUUCUUCCUGAUGAUUGUUUCCUCCUGGUGAAGCUUUCACUAGAACGUAUACGAUUGCUAAGGCUUGAGGUGAAUGCAGAGACAGUCAGAUAUUCAAUCUGUAUGUCUAAGCUACGUGUGAAGCCUGGAGAUAUAGCGGUUCAUGGCGAGGCUGUGCUUUGUGUUACACCAAGAGAGAACAACAAGAGCUCAAUGUACUAUGUCUUACAGUCACUUAAAGAGGAGCUCCCAAAGGUGGUGGUACAGGGCAUCCCUGAAGUAGCACGCGCUGUCAUACACAUUGAUGAACAGAGUGGCAAGGAAAAGUAUAAACUUCUAGUGGAAGGGGAUAAUCUACGUGCUGUCAUGGCUACCCACGGAGUUAAGGGCUCUCACACCACUUCAAACAACACCUAUGAGGUGGAGAAGACUAUUGGUAUUGAAGCAGCUCGCUCCACCAUUGUAAAUGAGAUCCAAUACACAAUGUCGAACCAUGGAAUGAGUAUUGAUCGGCGACAUGUUAUGCUACUUGGAGACCUCAUGACUUACAAGGGUGAGGUGCUUGGUAUUACACGAUUUGGUCUUGCUAAGAUGAAAGAAAGUGUUCUGAUGUUGGCUUCCUUUGAGAAGACUGCUGACCACCUCUUUGAUGCUGCAUAUUUUGGGCAAAAAGAUUCAGUCUGUGGAGUGUCAGAAUGCAUAAUAAUGGGCAUCCCUAUGAACAUCGGCACUGGGCUCUUUAAGCUUUUGCAUAGGGCAGACAAGGAUCCUAAUCCACCUAAGCGACCACUCAUCUUUGACAACAAAGAAUUUCAUCUUCCUAUUGCUAGUACGUAGCCAGGAAUUUUUCAGUCCAUUAUUAAUCCUUUACAGUGUCUGCUUCCUUCAUGUUGAUGGAAGCUUACAUUGAUGUAGUUGGAAGUGCCUUCAAUAACGUCUUGAUGGAAAAGCUCUUAAUGAAUUAGAAAUGUUUCAUGGUAUAUACAUGUAAAUAUGUUGUGUGUAAUAAAUGUACAGCUGCCAAUUCAGCAAGUAGAAAAUAAUGUAUGAUGUACGUACAUUUAUAGCAGGAUGUUCAGCUAGAUACAAGCACCAAGAGGUAAUGAACUGUAUAUAUACAUACUCUAAACACAACUGUAUUGCAGUUAUUUAAGUACAUAUCAUGCUAAAAGGCACAUUGUGUAUAUUUCUGGAUUAUAUUAUUCAGCAAUAAAUCAGCAUAUGGUCACAUUCUGGUAUAUUUAUUUAGAUUAUUUAAAAAAGCUGAAGGAAUUGCACUUGUGGAAUCUUUAGUAUAAGUUUUCUCCAUUACCCCCAACCAUCCCUCCCUUUCCAUGCUUACUACCCUGGUGCUAUCCAAUCAAGCAUGGACAGCAUCGGCGUAAAGGGCUCAUUCACACGACUGUAUGAAUGGGUCCGUAUCCGUUCCGAAACUUUGCAGAAUGGGUGCGAACUCAUUCAUUUCCAUGGGGACACAAAUGAUAUAGAGCAUGUCCUA